AUGGCAGAACCACAAGCAUCUCCAAAAUCACCAUCAACACCAUACCCAAGUAACUUUGCCCCCGCAUACCGUUAUAAAUCAAAUCCACCACCAGUACCAAAACCAGCACCAAUACUAAAACCAAUUCCAAUUUCACCAACAAUACCAAACUCACCAUACCCAUACACUUUUGUUCCAUCAUACAGAUAUCAAAAGGUUUCAACAUCUACACCAGUAUCAACAACAACCCAAUCAGAAACCAGUUCAUCUUCAAGUUUUAACUUAUCUGGUAAUCCAACAGAUAAAAAAGAAUCAACAACAAAUAUCUUUGGCGGAAAAACCUCACCUUGUUUGGAAACAACCCUAUUAACCACCACUACACCAUCACCAUUUGGGGCACCAUCAACCACAACUACACCAGAACCAGGACCAGAAUCAUCACCAGAACCAUCACCAUUUGGCGUACCAAAAACCACAACAACACCAUCACCAGGACCAAAACCAUCACCAGAACUAGGACCAAAACCAUCACCAUUUGGCGCACCAUCUGUAAAUUUUGUUGGUAAUUCCACAAGUACCAGUUUUUCAACAACCUCAUCCUCAAAUUUAUUUUCCAAUCUUUUUACAGAACCACUCUCGGGAACAUUCACAGCUGUAUCAUCACCAUUUGGCGCACCAUCAACUUCAACUACACCAUUUGGGGCACCAAAAAUCACCACUACACCAUCACCAGGACCAUCACCAUCACCAUUUGGCGCACCAAAAACCACCACUACACCAUCACCAGGACCAGGACCAUCACCAUUUGGCGCACCAUCU
Messenger RNA from Dictyostelium purpureum, 798 nucleotides. RefSeq lists its product as uncharacterized. The annotation marks the transcript as partial. Lineage: Eukaryota; Evosea; Eumycetozoa; Dictyosteliales; Dictyosteliaceae. The record is from RefSeq and is a predicted model, not a curated record. The transcript has a single exon.